Condylostylus longicornis is the source of this 2223-nucleotide messenger RNA. RefSeq lists its product as uncharacterized. The record is from RefSeq and is a predicted model, not a curated record. The transcript is spliced from 6 exons. NCBI's taxonomy places the organism in Eukaryota, Metazoa, Arthropoda, Insecta, Diptera, Dolichopodidae. The coding region runs from base 108 to 1997 and encodes 629 amino acids.
ACCAAUUCAACAUCAGUCAACAUUGGUAGUUUCUACUAUUAAGUAGCACAGACCUUUAUUGUUUAUUUCAAAUAUCCUUAAUUUAAAACAAAAACAAAUUAUUAAAAAUGUACAAUUUGGUGGUGCUCUCUUGCCUUUUUGCUGUAGCUUUUGCUAAACCCGGUUAUUUAGAACAUCAUCAUCAUGGAUUAAAAACUGUUUCAGUACAUUCUGAAAUUCCAGUUGUUAAAACAGCAUUAGUACAUGAACCAGCAACAGUUGCUGUACAAGAACAUACAUUAGCUAAAGUUGGAGAACAUGUUGAACAUAUUCCAACAUCAGUAUCACAUCAUAGUUCAUCUGUUGUACAUAGCAAAGCUGAUCUUAUUACACCAAUUGUUGCCCCAGCUGUAAAAACACGUUAUGAACCAGUUGUUCGUACCUAUGAAAAACAAUAUAUUGAAAAAGUACCAGUUGUUAAAUCAUAUGUUGCUCCAACAAUUAUCAAAUCAUAUGCUGCUCCAGCAAUCGUAGAAUCAUAUGCAGCUCCAGCUAUUGUUAAAUCAUAUGCAGCACCAGCUAUUGUUAAAUCUUAUGCAGCUCCAGCUGUAUUAAAAUCAUACGCUGCUGCACCUUUAGCUCAUUCAUCUUUAUACCAUUCAUGUUAUCACAAAGUGAUUCUUUCCUGCUUUAUUGCUGUAGCAGUUGCCCGUCCAGGUGUACUCCAUGGUGCUCCUGAACUAAGAACAAUUUCUGUUCACAGCGAAAUCCCAGUUGUUAAAACAAAAUUGAUCCAUGAACCAGCAACAGUUGAAGUAAAAGAACAUACAAUUGAAAAAAUUGGAGAACAUGUUGAAAGAUUACCAACUGGUAUAACUCAUCACAGCUCAACAGUUUUACAUGGAAAUGCCAAUAAAGUUACACCAAUUCUUGCACCAGCCAUCAAAACUCGUUAUGAACCAACAGUAAGAACUUACGAAAAACAAUUCAUCGAAAAAGUACCAGUAGUUGAAUCAUAUGUAGAACCAACUUUAGUUAAAACUGUACAUGAACCAACUCUCAUUAAAUCUUAUGAAGCUCCAACACUUUUAAAAACUGAAACACCAACAUUUGUAAAAUCAUUUGAAACUCCAACACUUUUGAAAACUUUGCCAGAAGCACCACUCUUAAGAUCAUAUGAAGCACCAACACUUUUGAAAUCUUUUGAAGGAUCAAGUCACUUAAAAUCUUUCGAAACACCAACUCUCUUAAGAUCAUUCGAACAUCCAACUCUCUUAAAAUCUUUUGAAGCACCAACUCUUUUAAAAUCAUUCGAAGGACAUGGAAUCGUUGAACAUCGUGAUUCACCAUUUGUGUUCCAUGAACGUUUUGAAGCACCAAAAGUUAGGUCUUUAAUUUCACACAAUGAUGCUGUUAUUGUUGAUGCCCCAUCAUUCCCAGCUCCAUGCCUUAAUUGUGGUCAUGCUUUCAUUGAAGGGCGUUCAUUCGAACACCCAAAAAUUAUUGAAACUAAAAUGUACAAGUUGGUGGUGCUUACUUGCCUUAUUGCCGCAGCUGUUGCUAAACCCGGCUACUUAGAACAUCAUCAUCAUGGAUUAUCAACCGUUUCAGUACAUUCUGAAAUUCCAGUUGUUAAAACCGAAUUAGUACAUGAACCAGCAACAGUUGCUGUACAAGAACAUACAUUAGCUAAAGUUGGUGAACAUGUUGAAAGUAUACCAACAGCAGUAUCACAUCAAAGUCAAACAAUUGUACAUAGUGGAGCUGAAAAAAUUACACCAAUAUUGGCACCAGCUGUAAAAACACAUUAUGCUCCAGCUGUACGUACUUAUGAACAACAAUAUAUUGAAAAAGUACCAGUCGUUGAAUCAUAUGUAGCUCCAACAGUUGUUAAAACUUAUGCUGCACCAGCAAUUUACAAGAGUGCAUACACAUCAUAUGAACCAACAUUAUUGCAUUCAGCUAUUUCACAUCAUCAUCAUCAUCAUGAUUUACCAGCUGUUGUUAGUUCAUGGUAAAUUUAAGGCGAGAUAUGAAACAAUAUAUUAAAAAAAAAAUAUUUUUGACUGUCAUUUAAUUCUAUUGUUCAUAAUUUUAUUAUAAAAAUUAUAAUGAAAUAUUAUAUAAAAUAAUAAUUAAUUAUGAAAGAUUAGAAUUAAAUUUUUGUUUUUAAAUGGAAUUUAUUAGAAAAUUAAUUGAUUAAAAAAAUAAAUUAAAUAUGUCUAUAUUUUUGUAUUAUGAAAA